Ictalurus furcatus (blue catfish) is the source of this 1493-nucleotide messenger RNA. It is a transcript of the gene spp1, whose product is annotated as secreted phosphoprotein 1. Gene Ontology annotation, biological process: cell adhesion; ossification. Lineage: Eukaryota; Metazoa; Chordata; Actinopteri; Siluriformes; Ictaluridae. Bases 326 to 1198 code for a protein of 290 amino acids. The transcript has 7 exons. The record is from RefSeq and is a predicted model, not a curated record.
GUAGCAAUAUGAGUUUCACUCUUAUAAAAGGUGACAUCAGCUUCAUAAACCAAUGCUGUGGGACCAGGGCUCGGUUAAAGCCAUGUGUAUUAUUUCUUGAUUUUCCACAAGAGUCAAAUGGCAAAAUAGGGGCCAGUGAUCGGGCAUACGGGAAAUACGUUCCUUGAUAUUUUCCAUGGACUCUCUACUAGUAAGGCCUACAUGGUUUUCACCUGAUUCAACUUGUGUGAAACGUUACAAAGCUUCAGUUUAGACCACAGAACCCACAGGAAGAGUGGGAGUAGAAAAGGUGGGACAGCAGCGGUAAAACUCGUGACAUCACAGAAUGCACUUUGAUUGGCUGAAUCCAGAGGCAGCAGGGUUUAAAAGCCAAGCAGCUGUGAGCAUCAAAACAAAACAAGAUCUCAAGCAAGAGACUUGGAAAGUAGUGGUGGAUCCUCUACCACACAGCAGCAAGAAGGUUAGAUUCACAGCAGCUGAGGAACAGAACACACCAAGGAAAAUGAAGGCUGUCAUUGUUUUCGUGCUCCUUUUCGCAGCGGUCUAUUGUCACCCUGUGAAACGUUCAGCCAGCAGCUCAGAGAGCGCUGACGUGCAGCCUGUUGAUACUCAGGUAUUGAAAGUCACUGCGGUUGCUGAUGUUAGCUCUGAAGAGGAUGAUGAUGAUGAUGAUGACAGUGACAGCGAUGAGUCUGAUGAGAAUGGCGAGCCCACCAGUUCUCCUCCUAUCGUAGAGACCACUCUGAUCCCUGUUAUUAAUGGCCGUGGGGACAGCAUUGGCUUCCAGAGUGACUACAAGAAACCCGUUUAUUAUGUGGAUGGCAACAACAUUGAGAAAGGACCUUCUUCUCAUAAAUCCUAUGGAUCUGACAAGACCAAGUAUGAUGGUGUGGAUCUGAAAGUGUACAAGGCUCUGCAGGUGCACAAUGUUGGGCUGGACCAGGGAGUGGACGCCUCCAGUGGCACGGACAGUGAUGACGCGAGCCAGCAAGAGCAGAAGGCAGCUUCCUCUUCCAGUGCUAGUGAUGCCGUUCCCAGUCAGGAGAGUGAGGAGGACAGCCAGAGCAGUGAGGAGAACACAACCGCGACUACCACGACCGACAGCAACUCCUCUGAGAGCGAUGAGAGUGAGGAGACCAACGCAGCGGAUCAGCCUGCAUUGCUCAAGAACGAGAACCCUGAAGUCCUCAUCGCUUAAAUACACCCCAAACCUGCUGGUGACAAGUGACUCACUUCACUUCAUGUGAUAAGUAGCAGAACACAAUAAUACAGCUCAGACAAACCCGGUAUAGAACCGAGGCUGCAUUUUGUUACCUGUCAAAAAUCUGUUUCUUUUAAACAAAUCUACAUUUGCACAAUCAUUUAUGAUAAGUUUAUGUAAUAUAUUUUAUUCUCCCCUGUAUCAAGUUAUCCUUUAUGAAUAAAAUCAUUUUUUUCCUUUUUCAAAAAACAAAAAUGACUGGUUGUUCAUUUAUAAUCUUUUUUUUUAUUAU